CUCAGGCAAAGUUGUCAGUGUCUUCUUCAGUUAUCAUGGACAGAGACACAGUACAGCUGAACUGUAGUAACAGUGAGAAUCAGAAGAUGAACGAGUGUUACUUCAUAAUAGAUGGAAGAGAAAAUAAACAGAGCAGAUCAUGUCAACUAUCACUCACUGGAUCUAACAUCAUUAAAUGGUCAGUAGGUCAGAGGUCAUCUGUCAUCAUAACCUGCUACUACACUGUGUACAUAUCACAAGUUCUCAUGUCAUCUCCACGUUCAGAUCCAGUAACAGUUCAAAUUCCAACAUCAUCUACCACUGCGACUACUACAACAACAGUCAUAACAACUAUAAAUUUUCCAGCUGAAGCUGUAACAUCCAGAACUAAAACAACAGCUGUUUCAACAUCAACCACCACUGUGGGUACUACAACAACAGUUAUGACAACUUUGUCCACUACUGGAACCAAAACAUCUGCUGUUCCUCUGACCCCUGUUAUUUCAGGGACAACUCCGGAAGCUAAAGACACAAAAAUGUGGGUAAUAAUACAGUGGUCAGCGUUGGCGUGCUCUGUGAUUGUACUCACAGGACUAAUAUGUCUGUGCGGAUUUGCAUGCAAAAAAAGAUCUAAACGUCAAAGAACUGCAGGAGAUUCGCGUGCUUCUGGACCUGCAAAUAUAUACUCUCUCAUCACUUCUGUACCAGACACAUCUCAAACAACAGACAGCAAACCAGCUCUCUCAGACGCUUACUCGCUGAUUACAACCUUCCAGCCCUCAGGCCUCAAGAAGCCCCAACAAAGUAAACCAGAGACUUACUCGCUCAUUACUUCAACCUCCCAGCGUUCAGAUGUUUUGGUUAAUACACAACACAAGAAGGGACCUAUUGAAGAUGAUGAAAAUGUUUAUCACGUCUACUGCACCAUCCCAGACCAACCAGUAAGAGCUGUUGCUAAAGAUCAGAACUACAGUUUGGCUAUCUGACUUUCACUCAAGACUUUGUUCAUUAUCUUCUUUGUUUAUUAUUCAUUUACGUGACAUGCAGUUGUAAAAUGUUUAAAUAAUAAAUAAACUGUAAUUUAAGAAUAUUACUGUAUAAUACAGAUCAACUUAAUAAAGUAACUAAUAAAAGCCAUAUAUUUACAGACAUUAACCUGAAAGGUAGUUGUUUUAAUGUA
This is a messenger RNA of Paramisgurnus dabryanus, 1159 nucleotides long. RefSeq lists its product as uncharacterized. NCBI's taxonomy places the organism in Eukaryota, Metazoa, Chordata, Actinopteri, Cypriniformes, Cobitidae. The record is from RefSeq and is a predicted model, not a curated record.